Molecule: messenger RNA, 1440 nt
Organism: Fusarium mangiferae
Lineage: Eukaryota; Fungi; Ascomycota; Sordariomycetes; Hypocreales; Nectriaceae
Exons: 5
Coding region: 1-1440 (479 amino acids)
Biological process (GO): nucleoside metabolic process
Molecular function (GO): catalytic activity
Source: RefSeq, a predicted model, not a curated record
AUGAUUCCAUCAAGACCCAGAUCGCGCGACGAGUUUAAAGUAGCUCUCAUAUGCGCACUUCCUCUCGAGGCCAAUUCAGUUCUGUCUCUUUUCGAUCAUCACUGGGAUGAGGACGAUGGCAGUCCCCGCAUCGGAAAAGCCAGAGGCGACCCAAAUUCCUAUUCGAUAGGUAUCAUGUCCGGUCACCACGUCGUCUUGGCCCAUCCUCCUGGCAUAGGGACAAUAGCAGCCGGCACUAUCGCUGCGUUUUGUAAAUUGAGCUUUACGAGUAUCAGAUUGGCCUUAGUUGUCGGCAUCUGCGGAGGUGCCCCUAUGAACAACGGCAUUCAAAUUCAUCUCGGUGACGUGAUUAUCAGCACCGGCAUUGUGUCUUAUGACUUUGGACGUCGAUUUCCGGACGGAUUUGAGAUGAAGGAUACGGCGAGCGAUGUCCCUGGCCGGCCCAAUCUCGAAAUUAGAGGCCUAUUAUCAAAAUUAGCAACUGCGAGACAGACUGGCAGGAUCCGAAGUGCAAUAUAUCAUAUUCUCUGCCAGUUGCAUCAAGGCUCAGACACAGCAUUGCACUACCCAGGAAGUUGGAAAGACAUUCUUUUCCCAGAAAAUUAUCGACACAAACAUCAUGAGCCAUCGAAAUGUGCUAUUUGCGCUGCAUGUCAGUCCAAAUCAGACCCGGUAUGCGCUGCGGCCACUGUAUCGGACUGCCAUGAUCUAAAAUGCAAUACCCGAAAGCAACUAUCAAGACCUCGCCCAACACGGAGCCACCAGUCAUUUCCCCCUCCAGAUGUUCAUUUUGGAAUAUUUGCAUCUGGUUUUGAGAUGGAGAGUGCUGGUGUAUGGGAUAUAUUCCCUUGCAUUGUUAUCAAGGGUGUUUGUGACUAUGCGGAUAGCCAUAAGAACAAGGAAUGGCAACAAUUUGCUUCUGCUUCUGCUGCAGCAUGUGCCAGAGUGGAUAUUCAAGGGGCGAAUGAACUGCCUGCUCUUCCACAGCAUCCAGAAGUUAUUCCACGGAACAAUUCCAUCACACAAAUUCCAUCCGAACCCCCUUCUGGGUCAAUUGGGAGCCAAACUGACUCGAAGAGGGCAAACGAGUACUUUGUACCACGCGAUGGUAUUGAUCGGGAGGUGAUCGCAGCGGAUAUCAGCCGCUACUUUGGUAGCGAUGCCACGGUGCGGCCUGGGCUUUUCGAAAAUCCAGCUACAGGCCAAAUCGUUCAAGGAUAUUAUAUCAAGUCCUUCAGAACUCUAACAAUGAGGAUGGUUGAGGAUCUAAAGGCAGACUCUGCAAGAUGGGAUGAUGAAAAGCGUUCAAAAUCUCCACAAACCAAAGUCAACGAUGAUUCCCGCAGGUACUACACAGAAACUGGGACUCCAGGCUAUAAUGGAACAGAUGGCGAUUUCGAUAACGCUCCAUUUAGCUCACAGAGUUAUUGGGGGCAGUGA